AUGUCAACCAAGUACAACAAGGACUCUAAGAUGUACUGCGCGCUCCAGACGGUGUUUGGCGAGAGACUCUUUGGCCAAGGCUUGGUGUCCGAAUGUGACUAUGAGCGUUGGCACAAGCAGCGGCGAGUCAUGGACUUGGCCUUCAGCCGGAGCUCCUUGGUUAGCUUGAUGGAAACGUUCAAUGAGAAGUCUGAGCAGCUGGUGGAGAUUCUCGAAGCCAAGGCGGAUGGGCAGACCCCGGUGUCCAUGCAGGACAUGCUGACCUGCACCACCAUGGACAUUCUGGCCAAGGCAGCUUUCGGGAUGGAGACCAGCAUGCUGCUGGGUGCCCAGAAGCCUCUGUCCCGGGCAGUGAAACUCAUGUUGGAGGGGAUCACAGCAUCCCGAAACACUCUGGCGAAGUUCAUGCCAGGGAAGAGGAAGCAGCUUUGUGAGAUCCGGGAGAGCAUUCGCUUCCUGCGCCAGGUUGGCAAGGACUGGGUCCAGCGCCGCCGGGAGGCCCUGAAGAGGGGAGAGGACGUCCCUGCCGACAUCCUCACACAGAUUCUCAAAGCUGAAGAGGGGGCCCAGGACGACGAGGUUCUACUGGACAACUUUGUCACCUUCUUCAUUGCUGGCCAUGAGACUUCUGCCAACCACUUGGCAUUCACGGUGCUGGAGCUGUCUCGCCAGCCAGAGAUCGUGGCGAGACUGCAGGCCGAGGUGGACGAGGUCAUCGGUUCUAAGAGGCACCUGGAUUUCGAGGACCUGGGGCGAUUGCAGUACCUGUCCCAGGUCCUCAAAGAGUCGCUGAGGCUGUACCCGCCGGCGUGGGGCACCUUUCGCCUGCUAGAAGAGGAGACCUUGAUUGAUGGCGUCAGAGUCCCUGGCAACACCCCGCUUUUGUUCAGCACCUAUGUCAUGGGGCGGAUGGACAGGUACUUUGAGGACCCGCUGACCUUCAACCCCGAUCGCUUCAGCCCUGGAGCGCCCAAGCCACGGUUCACCUAUUUCCCCUUCUCCCUGGGCCACCGCUCCUGCAUUGGACAGCAGUUUGCUCAGAUGGAGGUGAAGGUGGUCAUGGCCAAGCUGCUGCAGAGGCUGGAGUUCCGGCUGGUGCCCGGGCAGCGCUUCGGGCUGCAGGAACAGGUCACGCUCAAGCCGCUGGAUCCCGUGCUGUGCACCCUGCAGCCCCGGGGCUGGCAGCCGGCACCCCCGCCCCCACCCUGCUGAGGGCCCCCUGGGCAGGACCAGACUCCUCGGCCACGGGCCACGCCCACCUCCGCCACCACCCUCCAUGCUGGCUCCCGGCGGGCCCUCUGCCAAUCGCCUGCUUCACACCCCUCAGCGCUCCCUGUCGCCUGCUGACUCCGCGGCCCUUCCUGGCCUGGCCCUCGCCCGGCUCCCAGCUGCCACCAAUCUCCCCGCCCCCUCCCACCAACCUUUGCACAGGCCACUUCCUCAGACGAGACACCCUAACUCUUGCUCACUCCCUAAAGCCCUUUUCAGGUAUCACCUCCUCCAGAAAGCCCUCCCUGCCACCCCCGGCCAGGCCAGGGGCCUCUUCUCUCUGCUCCCUCGGUCACCUGUGCUACCUCUAACACCACACUGACCACACUGUAUCGUGAGUGUCUGUUGACGUGACCAACUGCCCUGCCAGGCUGUGAGGGCCUCACGGGCAGAGUCUGCGUGUGAUUCGUCUCUGAGGCCCCUGUGCCCACCCGGGCCCUGGCGCAGAGUCGAUGCUCAAUAAACGUGUGUUGACUGCAUGAAUGAACGCAGAACUAG
This is a messenger RNA of Carlito syrichta (Philippine tarsier), 1767 nucleotides long. RefSeq names its product cholesterol 24-hydroxylase (gene CYP46A1). Gene Ontology annotation, biological process: cholesterol catabolic process. The record is from RefSeq and is a predicted model, not a curated record. Gene Ontology annotation, molecular function: cholesterol 24-hydroxylase activity; iron ion binding; heme binding. Lineage: Eukaryota; Metazoa; Chordata; Mammalia; Primates; Tarsiidae. Bases 1 to 1212 code for a protein of 403 amino acids. The transcript is spliced from 13 exons.